AUGUCUCUUGAUCUCUUUUCGUCCAGGUUCUUGUUUUCUUCUGGCGCUGCCAAGAAGCUCCCCAGCAGGAGAAGGGUCACGUUCGUUGCUGCCGCUCCUUCGUCUCCGUCCACACCAUCGCCGGCACGGUCGCAGGAUGCCUCCUCCUCUUCCAGGCAAAGGAGUGUACGUGCCACGCCGUUGAGUCCCAGCAAAGGUGUGUCUCGACCCGCCGGUAGCAAUGGCAGGACUAGGAGGAGGAGGCAGAGGAAGACGGUCGAGGGAGGGCAAGAACAAGGCGGCUGCGUGCCAUCGGUGGAGGAGGCGUCCAUAAAGGUAGGGACGCUGUAUGAGAACGGCGAUCCACUAGGGCGGAAGGAGCUUGGCCGGUGUGUGGUGGAGUGGCUAAGGCAGGGGAUGCAGUCCAUGGCAUCCAAAUUCGCUUCCGCCGAGCUUCAGGGUGACAUGGCGGACCUCACCACAGCGGCAUUGACUCUGAAUUGGGCAUCGGCAGAAGGCCAGCUUGGAUUUGUGAUCCAGGCACAGCCUUAUCUCUCAUCCAUCCCCAUGCCCAAGGGUCUGGAGUCACUCUGCUUCAAGGCCUGUACGCACUACCCCACCCUUUUCGACCAUUUCCAGCGUGAGCUCCGUGGUGUCCUGCUGAGUUAUCAGAACCAGGGGCUCAUCUACGACUGGCGCUCCACGCAGACAUGGAAGCUGUUGAAGGAAAUGGCCAAUUCUACUCAUCACCGGGCAGCUGUGCGCAGGACGACACCACGAACUAAAGCAGUUCAUAGUAGCAUCGGCAUAAGCCUCAAGAAGGUAAGGCUGAUGCAGGAUAGGAUUGAAGACUUUGUGAGGCAUAUGUCAGAGCUACUGCGCAUCGAGCGAGAUGCGGAGCUGGAGUUUACACAGGAGGAGCUGAAUGCCACCACUAUGCUCGACAACAAUUCCAAGCCAUCCAAGCCAGUUGAGUACUUGGUGACCCAUGGGCAGGCUCAGCAGGAGCAGUGUGACACCAUUUGCAACUUGAGUGUCAUCAGCAGCUCAACUGGAUUGGGAGGUCUACAUUUGGUUCUGUUCAGAAUUGAAGGUGAACACAAGCUGCCUCCAACGACACUGUCACCUGGGGACAUGGUUUGUGUGAGAACAUGUAAUAGCCGUGGUGAGGGAGCCACUUCUUGCAUGCAAGGCUUUCUUUAUAAUCUCGGGGAGGACGGUUGCAGCAUAACUGUGGCUCUGGAAUCUCGCCAUGGUGACCCAACCUUCUCCAGGUUAUUUGGGAAAAGUGUGCGCAUUGACCGGAUACAGGGAUUGGCUGAUGCACUUACUUAUGAGCGGAAUCUUGAAGCAUUGAUGCUGCUUCAAAGGAAUGGUUUGCUGAAAAGUAAUGCUUCCAUUGAUGUGGUAGCUACUCUGUUCGGUGACAGCAAAGAUGUUAUGAAGAUGGAGCAGAAUUGCCUGAUUGAUUGGGGUGAAUCAAGUCUACCUGAUCCAAGGCUAUCAGAGAGGUGUGCAUUUGAUGACUCCCAGUUAAGGGCUCUCUCAUUAGGCCUGAACAAGAAGAGGCCUGUUCUAGUCAUCCAGGGGCCUCCUGGCACGGGCAAGACAGUUUUGCUCACGGAACUCAUUGUACGUGCUGUCCGACAAGGUGAAAGUGUCCUUGUGACAGCUCCAAGCAAUGCGGCAGUCGAUAACAUGGUUGAAAGGUUGUCAAGAACUGGCUUAAACAUUGUGCGAGUUGGAAACCCUGCUCGAAUAUCACCAUCGGUUACUUCGAAGUCCUUGGCAGAGAUUGUAAAUGGAAGGCUUGGUCAGUUUAGGAAGGAGCUUGAGAGAAAGAGAACUGACUUAAGAAAGGACUUGAGGGACUGCAUAGAGGACGAUUCUUUAGCUGCAGGCAUUCGUCAACUUCUGAAGCAACUUGGGAGGGAUCUGGAAAUGAAAGAAAAAGAAACGAUCAUGGAAGUGCUAUCUGAUGCACAGGUUGUGCUUUCUACUAACACAGGGGCAGCCGAUCCACUUAUCAGGAAAACUGGUUGUUUUGACUUGGUAAUUAUAGAUGAAGCAGGUCAAGGAAUUGAGCCCUCUUGCUGGAUUCCCAUACUGCAGGGAAAACGUUGUAUUCUUGCGGGUGAUCAUUGCCAACUUGCACCUGCCAUAUUGUCAAGGAAGGCCCUGGAAGGUGGGCUUGGUAAAUCUAUGAUGGAAAGGGCUUCAUUGUUGCAUGAUGGAUUACUUACUACAAGACUGACAGUCCAGCAUAGAAUGCAUGAUUCAAUAGCCAGUUGGGCAUCUAAAGAGAUGUAUCAGGGGUUACUCCAGUCUUCUCAUUCUGUUGCUUCGCAUCUUCUUGCCGACUCUCCAGUUGUAAAGGAUACUUGGAUAACACGGUGCCCACUGCUUUUACUUGAUACCCGAAUGCCAUACGGAAUUCUAAACGUUGAUUGUGUGGAGCAUUUAGACCCUGCUGGCACAGGAUCAUUUUAUAAUGAUGGAGAAGCAGACAUAGUUACACAGCAUGUUCUCAAUCUUGUGCAUUGUGGAGUGUCUCCAAGUGAGAUAGCCAUCCAGUCUCCCUACAUUGCUCAAGUUCAAUUAUUAAGAGAGAAGUUAGAAGAAUAUCCAGGGCUUUCUGGGGUUGAGGUUUCAACAGUAGAUAGCUUUCAAGGGAGGGAGGCAGAUGCGGUGGUCCUAUCGAUGGUUCGGUCAAACCCACUGGGAGCUGUAGGGUUCAUGGGCGACAGCAGGCUAAUGAAUGUGGCUAUCACAAGGGCACGCCGGCAUGUCACUGUGGUAUGUGACACCUCGACCAUUUGCCACAGCACCUUCCUCGCCCGGCUCCUCCGUCAUAUCAGGCGGUAUGGACUAGUAAAACAUGUUGCACCUGGUUCCCUAGAUGGAGUUUCCGGCCUCGGUUUCAGCCAGCCCACUCUUCCAUGUAUCAGCUAG
This is a messenger RNA of Triticum turgidum subsp. durum (durum wheat), 2931 nucleotides long. NCBI's taxonomy places the organism in Eukaryota, Viridiplantae, Streptophyta, Magnoliopsida, Poales, Poaceae. The record is from the annotation of a GenBank genome assembly.